AGAGAUUUCUGACAGGGGCAACAUUUAUAUAUAUAGGAGGCAGGUACCCAGGAGCAGACUAGUUCUACUCUUCUGGCUUCAGGACCCCCGGCAUCAUUGUCUUUGGGCAGCACUUCCUGGACCAGAAGCCGCUGCAAAGAAGACAAAGGAUGGGGUGGCUUUUCUCUCUGCUGCUGGGAGUGGUGUUGACCUCUGGGUUCAUCACAGCUGAAGCCAAUGACACCUCGGAAACAAGAAGCUGCUCUGACUGUCACAUCAAUGCCACCUGCACGGAGGACGGGGCUGCCACGAUGUGCUCCUGUCAGGCGGGUUUCACCGGCGACGGCCUCACCUGCGCGGACCUGGACGAGUGCGCCACUCCGGGCGCCCACAACUGCUUGGCGGACAGCAGCUGCGUGAACACGCUAGGCUCCUAUGCGUGCCUCUGCCACGAGGGCUUCCGCCUCACGCCCGGGCUCGGCUGCACCGACGUGGACGAGUGCGCGGAGCCGGGGCUCAGCCGCUGCCACGCGCUGGCCGCCUGCGUCAACGUCCAGGGCAACUACACGUGCGUGUGCCCUGCGGGCUACCGGGGGGACGGGUGGCACUGCGAGUGUUCCCCAGGCUCCUGCAGCCCGGGGCUGGACUGCGUGCCCGAGGGCGACACGCACGUGUGCGCCGACCCGUGCGAGGCAUACAGCACCCUGGACGAGUACUGGCGCAGCGUCGCGUACGGGGCCGGCUACUCCUGCGACUCGAGCCUGCGCGGCUGGCACCGCUUCGUGGGCCAGGGCGGCGUGCGCCUGGCGGAGGCCUGCGUGCCCAUCCUGCGCUGCAACACGGCGGCGCCCAUGUGGCUCAACGGCACGCACCCGUCGAGCGAGGAGGGCAUCGUCAGCCGCACGGCCUGCGCGCACUGGAGCGGCCACUGCUGCCUGUGGGACGCGCCCGUCCAGGUGAAGGCCUGUGCCGGGGGAUACUACGUCUACAACCUGACACGCCCCCCCGAGUGCAAUCUGGCCUAUUGCACAGACCCCAGCUCCGUCGAGGGGACGUGUGAGGAGUGCGGUGUGGACGAGGAUUGCAAAUCGGGUAAUGGCAGAUGGUACUGCCAGUGCAAAGAAGACUUCAACAUCACGGAUCUCUCCCUCCUGGAGCCCAGGCUGGAGUGUGGGGCCAAUGUCAUCAAGGCAUCCCUGAGCAGGUGCCAGCUGGAGAUCCUGGGCUUCGAGAAGGUCUUCAUGUACCUGCAGGACAGCCGGUGCUCAGGCUUCGAUGAGCGGAGCAACCAGAACUGGGUGUCUGUGGUGACCCCAGCCCAGGAUGGCCCCUGUGGGACUGUGAUGACGAGGAAUGAAACCCAUGCCACGUACAGCAACACCCUCUACUUGGCAAAGGAUAUCAUCAUCCGUGACAUCAACAUCAAGAUCAACUUUGCCUGCUCCUAUGCCCUGGACAUGAAAGUCAGCCUGAAGACCGCCCUGCAGCCGGUGGUCAGUGCCCUGAACAUCAGCGUGGGAGGGACGGGCACGUUCACCGUGCGGAUGGCCCUCUUCCAGAGCCCCGCCUACACGCAGCCCUACCAAGGCUCCACCGUGACGUUGUCCACCGAGGCCUUUCUCUACGUGGGCACCAUGCUGGAUGGGGGCGAUCUGUCCCGCUUUGUCCUGCUGAUGACCAACUGCUAUGCCACACCCAGCAGCAACGCCACAGACCCCAUCAAGUACUUCAUCAUCCAGGACAGAUGUCCGCGCACUGAGGACUCGACCAUCCAGGUGGUGGAGAACGGGGAGUCCCCUCAGGGCCGAUUUUCCGUCCAGAUGUUCCGAUUUGCUGGAAACCACGACCUGGUCUACCUGCACUGUGAAGUGUAUCUCUGUGACGCUGUGGAAGAGAAGUGCAAGCCGACUUGCUCUGGGACCAGAUUCCGCAGUGGGGGCGUCAUAGACCAAACCCGUGUCCUGAACCUGGGUCCCAUCACACGGAAAGAUGUCCAGGGCAUCGUGUCCAUGGCUGCUACCAGCCGCUUGGGGCUCCUGCAGGCCUGGCUCCUUCACCUUCUGUUGGCCACCUUGAUCCUGAUGCCUCAGUGAUCCAGCAGCAGGAAACCUGGGGUCUGUGGCUCUCAGCUCACUUCUGGCUGGAUGUGGGGGGUGGGUGGAGGGUAACGCAAGCUAGUGCUCCAGCCACAGGAAAAGGGGCUCACGCUUCAACCAGCUUGCUCCUAUUUUCUCCCCUUCAACCUUGCUCUCAGAUAAACAGUCUGUAUCUUUUAAAUGCUGCCUUCUCUCCAAAUGGGACUUGCAAUGUGUCUGUACAUGAGGCCCCUGACUCCUUCAAGAGUGCGGCAAAAUAAUCAUCACUUUCAAAAGCCCAGUCUUU
Messenger RNA from Choloepus didactylus (southern two-toed sloth), 2361 nucleotides. RefSeq names its product uromodulin (gene UMOD). NCBI's taxonomy places the organism in Eukaryota, Metazoa, Chordata, Mammalia, Pilosa, Megalonychidae. Gene Ontology annotation, molecular function: calcium ion binding. The record is from RefSeq and is a predicted model, not a curated record. Gene Ontology annotation, biological process: neutrophil migration. Gene Ontology annotation, cellular component: apical plasma membrane; cell surface.